AUCAGUGCAGCUCCACACUUCCCUGCCUCCCGCACUGACAGGACAGGGAACGUUACACGCGCUGGCUGACACGGGAGGAGGAGCCACGCUGGGCCCGCCCCCCAGUACUCACAUACACAGGGACUGACACACAAUAGACAGGCCGAGGACAGCGCAGGAGGGACGGACGGAGACGGCUACGGAGCUGAAAGACGCCCUGGUCACAGCGUCCCAUCACCGGGAGCACAGCAGCUACAGCAGCCUUGGAAGAGUCCUGGUAAGAAGGGCCAUUGUGUAGCCGGGAACAUGGAUACCUAUACGCUGCCUCCAUUAGAUGAGCCAGGGAUCCAGUGACACCUGAGCAAGGACGGAGCAACCUGGUCCUACAUGUCCGAGCUCUGGAGAUAAGCCCCCAUUGCCCCCAUUAGACAUCCUGGUAUACACCCUUGGGUGCCCCUUGCUCUAUACUGGUUUUGCUGGACACAGAUUGGUGGUGAUGCUAAAAGCCCCAUGCUGAGCUUCUUUGGCCAAGUGUCCCCCAGGGGCCCAGGACAGGAUGUUGGAACCAGCAGGGUUCGCAGAGGCGUGGCGUGCGCAGUUUCCCGAUGCGGAGCCGCCACGCAUGGAGCUGCGGACAAUGCGGGACAUGGAGCAGGAGCUGGAGCGGUGCCGAUUGUCCGUACGUAGACUGGAGCGGGAGCUGAACCGGGAACGCUUCCGCAUGAUCUACCUGCAGACCCUUUUGGCCAAAGAAAGACGAGGUUAUGAUAGACAACGCUGGGGAUUUGAGGAGAGGGAUCCACCGGGUGGUGGUGAAGAGAGACCUCUGGGCCCUGGUCGAGAAGAGAGACCUCUGGGCCCUGGUCGAGAAGAGAGACCUCUGGGCCCUGGUCGAGAAGAGAGACCUCUGGGCCCUGGUCGAGAAGAGAGACCUCUGGGCCCUGGUCGAGAAGAGAGACCUCUGGGCCCUGGUCGAGAAGAGAGACCUCUGGGCCCUGGUCGAGAAGAGAGACCUCUGGGCCCUGGUCGAGAAGAGAGACCUGGAAGGGAGCAGAAGAGCCCGGAGGAAAGAAAUAGAGGACCAGGUCGCAGAGAACCACCUGUCGGGGCACCUGACUUGUCUCCAGGGGACGUGCCUAGAGGCCCCCGACGGCUGCUAAGUUUGUCAGAAAGGGAAGCACCAGAACCCCGCUCAGACCGUCUUCGCAGGGCAUCGUCUCAUCCAGAAGGGAAUCCAAGGGCUCCACAGCCUAUAGAAUCUCGCCGUGGGCGCUCUUCAGACAGUAGUUGUGGUUGGGAUGGCGAGUACGAAGAUACAGAGUUGAAUCCACGCUUCCUUAGGGACAAUGCAUUACCUUGCCCUGGAAGUCACUGGGGAGGACCGUGGCCUCGGCACUCUAUUUCACCACAAAGCUUUGAGGACUUAGGGGGUGGAUAUACACCUGACUGCAGCUCCAAUGAGAACCUGACUUCCAGUGAGGAGGAGUUGUCUUCAGGACCCUCAGGAAGGGUAUCACCGCGGGUUCCUUGGGGUCAGUCUCCUCCUUCUCCUGGCAGCGCCAGCCCUCCCACACCCCAAGCACCCGCUCGCCACUGUCAGCUGAGGAUAUCUGAAGCAGCAAUUGUUGGUGUGAGACGUAGUGGACAGAUCUGGCCAAGUUGCAGAGAGACGCCAGGGUACCCUGGAGAUGGUGAUGGAUCUUUAUGCAGAACACCCCCUGGUGGUACAGAAGAACAGAGGACACAGCAUGAACUUAUGCCAUACAUUGAUGACUCUCCGAGCUCUUCUCCUCAGCUCAGUGCUAAGAGCCAUAGCAGCAGAGACACCCUUUCCUCUGCCUCAUUGGAUUCCAGCAAAUCGAAUGAGUUGGAUUUGGAGAAAGGCUUGGAGAUGAGGAAAUGGGUCCUCUCUGCAAUUUUGGCUAGCGAAGAAACCUAUUUGAGUCAUCUGGAAGCCUUGCUAUUGCCAAUGAAACCUCUUAAAGCAGCAGCGACUACUUCACAGCCAGUUCUGACCAUCCAGCAGAUAGAAACCAUUUUCUUCAAGGUUCCAGAGUUGUAUGAGAUCCACAAAGAGUUUUAUGAUGCUCUGUUCCCAAGAGUCCAAAAAUGGAGCCAUCAGCAACGAGUUGGGGACCUCUUCCAAAAACUGGCCAGCCAGCUGGGUGUGUAUCGCGCCUUUGUUGACAACUAUGAGGUUGCUAUGGAAACAGCAGAGAAAUGUUGUCAGGCUAACGCUCAGUUUGCUGAAAUUUCAGAGAAUUUAAGAGCCAGAAGCACACGUGAGUCCAAGGAGCAACCAGCUAAAACUUCCCUGGAGGCUCUGCUCUAUAAACCAGUGGAUCGUGUGACACGCAGUACACUUGUUCUACAUGAUUUACUGAAGCAUACACCCAUUGGUCAUCCAGACUAUCCCCUACUUCAAGAUGCACUUAGAAUUUCCCAAAACUUCCUGUCUAGCAUCAAUGAGGAGAUCACACCGCGACGACAGUUAAUGACUGUUAAAAAAGGAGAGAAUCGGCAGCUUUUGAAGGACAGUUUCAUGGUAGAGCUGGUGGAAGGAGCUCGCAAGCUGCGUCAUGUCUUCCUUUUCACUGAUCUUCUCUUGUGUGCAAAGUUAAAGAAACAGAUAGGAGGGAAAAGCCAGCAGUAUGAUUGCAAGUGGUACAUUCCUCUAGCGGAUCUGACAUUCCAACCUCUGGAUGAAGCAGAUGCUGCUAUCAACAUUCCCCUUAUACAAGACGAUGAGCUGGAAGCUAUGAAAGUUAAAAUUUCACAGUUGAAAAGUGAUAUCCAAAGAGAAAGGAAAGCAAGCAAGGGGGGGAAAGGUUUGGAGCGCUUACGCAAGAAGCUUUCAGAACAAGAGUCUAUGUUGCUGCUGUUGUCUCCAAGUAUGGCCUUUCGUGUACACAACCGCAAUGGCAAGGGCUACACCUUCCUAACAUGGUCAGACUAUGAGCGGGCUGAAUGGGGAGAACACAUACGAGAACAGCAGAAGAAAUGUAUCAAAAGCUUCUCUCUUACCUCACUGGAAAUUCAAAUGUUAACAAACUCCUGUGUGAAACUACAAACUGUGCACAGGGUUCCUCUGACCAUCGGGAAGGAAGAUGAUGAGUCUUCUGGUCUCUAUGGGUUCUUGAAUGUUAUUGUCCACUCUGCUUCUGGAUUCCAACAGAGUUCAAAUCUGUUCUGCACUCUAGAAGUUGACUCCUUCGGAUAUUUUGUUAACAAAGCGAAGACACGAGUUUACCGGAACACCACUGAACCCAGCUGGAAUGAGGAAUUUGAAAUUGAACUAGAGGGAUCCCAGACCUUGCGCAUCCUGUGCUAUGAAAAGUUCUACAAUAAAAACCGACCCUUGAGGGAAGAUAUCGGGGAAAGCAGUGAACGCAUGGUGGCCAAAGGCCAGGUACAGUUGGAGCCUCAGCUUGUCAUUGGAAAGGAUUGGCAGUGGUCAGUGGUCUCUAUGAAUGGGAUAGAAGUCAAACUAUCAAUAAAGUUCACAAGCCGAGAAUUUAGUCUGAAGCGUCUCCCAUCUCGAAAACAAACAGGGGUCUUUGGAGUGAAAAUCGGUGUUGUAACAAAGCGAGAGCGUUCCAAGGUGCCAUACAUAGUACGGCAGUGUGUGGAGGAAAUCGAAAGGCGUGGCAUGGAGGAAGUUGGCAUCUACAGAGUUUCUGGAGUAGCCACAGAUAUUCAAGCACUAAAAAAUGCUUAUGAUUCAAAUAACAAGGAUGUGGCUAUCAUGAUGAGUGAUAUGGAUGUUAAUGCCAUUGCUGGAACCCUCAAACUAUAUUUCCGGGAACUGCCAGCACCUCUUUUUACCGAUGAAUUGUAUCCCAACUUUGCAGAAGGAAUUGCCCUAUCAGACCCUGUUGCCAAAGAAAGCUGUAUGUUGAAUUUGCUGCUGUCCCUGCCAGAGCCCAAUCUGCUCACUUUCCUCUUCCUUCUUGACCAUCUUAAAAGGGUGGCUGAGCAGGAGAGUCAGAAUAAGAUGUCCCUUCAUAACCUUGCCACAGUCUUUGGUCCAACUUUACUCCGCCCUUCAGAAAAAGACAGCAAGAUCCCUACCAACCCCACUCAGCCGAUAAGUAUGGCAGACAGCUGGAGUUUGGAAGUGAUGUCACAGGUGCAGGUUCUGUUGUAUUUUCUCCAACUAGACACUAUUCCCACCCCAGACAGCAAACGGCAGAGCAUACUCUUUUCAACUGAAGUGUAACGCCAUCCUCCACUGGCUAUGCCUAUUACUACAGCGGAAGGAAAUGUGCUGCCUCUGUGCGUUUUUUCUUUAUUUAUACCAGCCUUUUAACCUCUCCUGGGAAAGGAAGACAGGAGAACAAGGGACAGUGAUUCUUUUCACUCAAUAUGAGGCUUGCACUAGAAGAUUACUAGCACUGAGGUGCUAUAUUUUUAAUUUAUUAGCUAAUAGAUAAUCUGUAGCUCAGCAGUGGACCCAUGGCUUAUGUCCCGCCGAGACAGAAUUGUGUAGAAGACAUCCGUAUCUGUUCAGGAAUCAAAAGAUCCUAAGGAUUUUUUUUUAGAUCUUUGCAAUAAACCCUGUGCUUUUUUAUUUUUCUUAUUCAGAUGGUUACUUUGUAUGUUUCAUGCUCCCCCGAAAUUUCAUGUUCUCUGUUUGAUUAGAAUUUAGAUGAUCUUGUUAGAGAUUGGAUCUCAUACUCGUCAAUGCACAGUGUUAACCUGAUAUAUAAAUGCAAUUGCUAAUGUUUAUUAUAUCCUAGGACUCUUUCUAAUAAGCUUCAGAACUUGGCUUGGCCACUAGGUGUCAGGACAGGCCACCAAGACAGACCUGCUGCUGAAUUAACCUUUCCAAUGCUGGAUAUAUCUGAGGUCAACAUUUAGAGCACCGGGAUGCUCAUUGUACGACUUCCCUCUGCCUGUUAUUUCAGGUGUAUUUGUAGUAGUUUAUAGACCAUUUUUUAAUGUCCGUGGUAUUUGCAGCAUGUUUUAGCUGGUUAUUUUUUCUGACUGGCCUCCUAUGUGAAAAAAAAUGUAGCCAAAAAUGCCAGGAUUCAGUUUUAUGCAGGAAAUGUCAGACUGAAUUAUACCCGGUAGAUUUCUGAGGGUAAAAUGUAAUUUAUCAAAAUAAGUGAUUCUCUCUCUCCCAGCCUAUUGCUAUAGACAAGUGUACGUCCUACACUCAGUUUGUACAGCACUGUGCAGCUAAGCUACCUUUACAUAUAGAGGAUAUGAUUGUUGGAAAAUGAUCUCACGACUUUUGGCGUAUUUGAUGAAUGUUGUGCAGCGUCAACCAGCAAGCAACAUCAUUGGAUAAAUAGUCUACACUGGGAUCUGAAGCCAUAAAGUGAGUUACUGACUUUAUCUCAAGUAUUUCCUCCACUCAGCGGCUGACGGGAUAAUGUAUUGGACAAUGUUACAAACUGAAAGCGGAGCUGGUCUCUGUAUUCAGGUGCUUCAUACUGUGGACCACAGGAAUUCACUGCCAGAAAUAUGGAUACAUUUCCUCCACAUAUUUCACUAACCUGAUGAUCCAUACUAAGUGUGAUCUGUACAGAGUGAGUACAAAGGCAUGUCAUUCGUGUGAUGUGCUAUGACGUAGGCUGCCUUACUUUUAGGGGGAUGAGGUUGCAGGGCAGUUACUGAGCACAUAUAUGGUGCUUUUCUGUGUGAUGUUUUCAAAUGUGGAACCAGAAUCCUCCUGAAUAAUAUAGUAGAGUAAAAUAAUCGUUCUGCAAGUGUUUAGAGAAUCCAUAUUUCUCGGUCUCUCUUCAUUGGGGGAUACCUAUACUGAUGGGUACAUGCUCUUGCCACUAGGAGGCGCUGACACUAGGAAAAAAAAAGUCUGCUCCUCCCUGGCACAAUAUACCCGCCCACUGGAAGUGUGGUAAUUUAGUUUUAGCUAGUGUCAGUAGGAGGCAAGACACAGGUUUGGGAGCUCCCCAGACCAUGCCUGUUUUUUAUUUUCUAGUAAGGGCUGAUUAGUUUGAUUUUUUUUUUUUUAUCUCCCUUUUGUUUCCCUUUUUUCAGGUGGGGAUUCAGGAGCAUUGUGCUAUCUGUUUCCCCAUAUGAGACUAAGGGGCACAGGCAUAGAGUGUGUACUUUUAACCCCUUCUCGCCAACGGCCAGUGUCUGGAGGUUGUACCCUGGGUCCGGGUCCCCCACUGCCCCUGCUCACCCCGCUAUCUUAGCCUGGUAUGAUGCAGCGUGGCCAUAAGCUGGUUGAAGACGCCUGGGUGUGAUGGCGUCCGCAGGAGAGUAUGUCCAUCCCCCCCCCCCCUUCUUCUUUACAAAAGGGACUCUGUCCUUUAUUAUAAGCAUUAUGUGUGGGGCUCUCUUUCAUAGGGGGGCUGUGUUUUUGCAUAUUGGGUCCUUGCAGCAGCUGCCUCCGCAGGAGUUCCUUUCCGCCUCACCUCUGAACAGCCUUGCUGUUCCUCCGUUCCAUACUCCCCCCCCCACGGGGGUCGGCAGUGCGCUGGGUGUUCAGCCGGCAGAGUUCAGGGGGUUAUGGCGGCACAUGGCUCCGCCCUUCUUCUCCCCCUGAGCCAGCGCGCUAACCGGAGGCCAGGCAGCGCCUCCUCUUAAGAUUCAGGGGGUUUUGGCGAAAGUAGCUCCGUCCUUUUUCUCCCUCUGAACAGCGCGCAAACCAGGAGGUCAGGCAGCUCCCCCUCUCCAGGUUCGCCUCCAGCUGCAUUAGCUCCACCCCUCCACCAUUGCGGGCAUCGGCGGCGCUUUGUAGUCUGCACAGCUCCGUAAUCUCCCUGAGCUCCAGCCCAGCGGGAGCUCUUCUGGACCGGCCCACUCUUGUUUAUGGGCUCUGAGUUGUGCGGCACUGCACUUCUAUGUCCGCUUUUAGGGCUCCCGCUGGUGCAUUUCCUUUGUGUCCCUGCAGGAUGGGCAUGGUGCGGGCGUCCUUGCCAGUCUAACUUGGGAGAACUUGCGGACUGCAUCAGGGCAAGGUGCCUAGCUCCCCAUGCUUCCCUUCCAUGUGUUUUUAAUUACAAAAAAAAAAAAAAAAAAAUCUCUGAGGCUGGCUCAGGUGCCUGCUCUCUUGCCUUAGAUGGCUGGCUUGGCUCUGUUGGCGCCCAUCUGGUCCAGGGUUUAACCCUGGGGGGGUUUUCCUCUCUCAACGCUGUUGGUUGCUGUGUAUCUGUGCGUGCUCCUUCCUUGCAUUCGCAGUCAUGUCUUUGUAUCUUUGCCCAGCUCCAGUGUCCAGGAUUCUGAUCCCUCUGGAGAUGCACAUUAGCUCCUCCAUACCCCGAUGUGUUGUCGCAGAGUUCCUGGGGGCUACGCACACCCAGUACUUUGUUGCGUUGCCAUAGGGUGGCAUUUCCUUUAUCCUACAGUACCUGGUGCACUUUGACAUCCCCCUUUCUCAGGGGGUACAAGGAUCAGGGAGUUUGGCUGGUCAGUGCAUGGGUUUCCUCUCGACCACCCCUUGUUUUCCCCUAAUCUAGGGGGACUAUUUUGCUGAGCGUUUUCUACUACCCAGAUGGAGCCUUCUCUCUUACCAUUAUAUAGGUGAGGUAUCUUGCUGGGCCCUUGUUAUUUGGCUGUGAGCAUUCAGAUGAGCUUUUUGCUGUCUGUACUUGUGUGCUUACGGCCCACUAUUGCAGCCUGGCUCUUUGUUUCUUGGUUGUCUACUGGUGCUCAUGCAUCCUUGGCACUCUCCUCUGUUGGUGGAGUUUAUGCAAUCAUGUUUGGCCCAACAGCCGGUCUAGCACAGUGUGUUGUUUGGGCCCUGCCUUUGCUCUCCUCCCUCGGUGCAAUCUCCCUGGAAGGUGUGUUCAUCCUUCCCCUUGACAGUGUCUGUUGCGCUGCACUGACACCACAGUCUUUUGGAAUAACCUUCCAGUGCCCAGAAACUGGGCUUUCCAGCUUGGUUCCCUUUUUUGUUUCCCCUCCAUUCCCGUCUUGACGGGAUGUUCCUACGGAGUGCUCUGGUCCGCUCGGACCUCUGGGGUCCAAGGCCGGUUAGUCUCCUUGUCUUGGACACUAUCCUAGCAUGCUGUGGCGUGGUUGUUCUAGGUCGGCCCUCCUGGUUCUUUGGGCCUUAUUGAUGGUUGAGGUCUAGAGCAGGUGUAGCUCUCCAGCCCAGACUUCUCCGCGAUUCCAUUUGUGGGGUGUUUUUUCUGUACUACUUCUCAUCUCGACAGGUUUGUCACCCGGAGCAUUUUGCGGACGUUGGGUUUACUUCUAGUCUUCCUGGAGACUCCGGAACCUCCAAUUCCCAUGUUGGCCGCUCCGAUGUUAUGGGAUGCUCCUUUUCAGGGUCUUCCGUUCCGCUUUUUUUUUUUGGGGGGGGGGGGGGCAUUUAUUCUUCAAUGUAAGUCUUCCUGGUGACUCGGGAACCUCCAGUUCCCAUGUCUGUCGCCCUGUUGUUCCGGGAUGCCCUUUUCAGGGCGUUCCAGUCCUUUUUGGCUGUUCUUCCUUCAGCCUCCUUCGUGGUCCUUGUACUCCCAAGAUGAAGGGCGUUCCGGUCAUCCGGAUUCUACCAGUCGAGCUACUUUAGUCUCUCGGGUGCUAGCGGCGGCGGGGUAUGCAGAUGUGCCGGUCAUUGAUCUUAUGCACCAAGCUUCUCUAGAGCUAGUUUUAGUCUCUUUCUGGUUUUCUGGUCUCCACCUUCUGCUCAGGCAUACUGGCGUUUUUUCGCCAUAUUCUCUUGAAUCCAUUGACUUUGGAUGGGUUCUCUUGUUGUGCCCUUUUCCAUUUUUGUUUUACCAGUUGGGCUAGACCUUUGGUUCUGUGUUCCUUGGCGUCGUGUUCCCACUUGCUCCUGGGUGGUUCCAGUCCAUCUGGCUUCCUAGUCGACCUUUUCUUGUCUCUCUAUAUGGACCGUAGGUUUAGAGUCUCUCUCUGCGAAGCAUGGUCCCUUCCUCCAUCUCCAUGGCUAGGGGAUCUUCAGGGAGCUCAGUUUCUGGGCCUCGGUUAUCUCUGGCCUGGGUUCUCAUCCUCAGGCUUUACGGACGAGUGGGUUCGGUCUCGGGACUGAUCCCCUUUUGCUAGUGGUUGUUCUUCCCACCCUAGGGGACUGCUUUGUUAUGUCCCAUCAGUAUAGGUGUCCCCCAAUGACGAGCGCCCGAGAAAAGGAGAUUUUUUUUUGUACUCGCUGUAAAAUCUUUCUCGUAGCCCUCAUUAGGGGACACCGCACCCACCCAUUUCUUCAUUUUUUUUUUUUUGUCCGGAUAUUCUUUUCUGGUUAUUUUUUAUUGUAUCUGGGAUUCUUUUCUAGGGUCCUUCAGACAUGUUUCUUUGUUGGCUUCUCCUACUGCUUUGUGACAAAACUGAUUACUUCACUUCCAGUGGGCGGGUAUAUCCUGCCAGGGAGGAGCUGACUUUUUUUUUUUUCCUAGUGUCAGCGCCUCCUAGUGGCAAGAUCAUAUACCCAUUAGUAUAUGUGUCCCCCAAUGAAGGCUACGAGAAAGAGAGAGAUUUUACGGUGAGUACAAAAAAAAAUCUCCUUUUUGGGUUUAGAGAUUUCUAAUGCCUCUCCGACCAUGUUCUCUUAGAUAGCGGGAUUCUACAUGCUGGAGCUCUGUCAGUCUGUGGACCAUUAAGAAGAAAUGAAUAUAAAUCUUAGUUGAAUUCAAUUAGGACCAACAAUUAAACCAUAAAACUAAUUCAUUAAAAUUGUCUGUAACAAUGUAACUUGCCUCUUUAUAGCUUCAGAAAAUGGAUUAUAAGCAACAAGAAACCAAUUGAACAACAGCAAUAGGUUCACUUUAAAAAGAAUUUGCGAUGAAUAAUUGGCAAACCCCCCAAAAAUUUUUGGCAUUUGUAGCCUCGAUUUUGAAGUCUGGUUGGGUGCAAUCCAGAUUAUCCUGACAGUUAUACAUUAUACAAUAAACCAAUCUUAUUUUCUCACUAGGAAGCUACAUGAGAGAUCCAAAGCCAGUGUAAGUAUAGUCUACUUUAGGUUCACAUUAAAAAUUACUUUCUUUCUUCGCUAAGGCUGCGUUCACAUCAUGAUUUCUCCAUCCGACUUGAGUACACGAUUUUUAUAACUUAAAAUC
Hyla sarda is the source of this 9968-nucleotide messenger RNA. RefSeq names its product BCR activator of RhoGEF and GTPase (gene BCR). NCBI's taxonomy places the organism in Eukaryota, Metazoa, Chordata, Amphibia, Anura, Hylidae. The transcript is spliced from 23 exons. Gene Ontology annotation, cellular component: membrane. The coding region runs from base 536 to 4198 and encodes 1220 amino acids. The record is from RefSeq and is a predicted model, not a curated record. Gene Ontology annotation, molecular function: protein serine/threonine kinase activity; guanyl-nucleotide exchange factor activity; GTPase activator activity. Gene Ontology annotation, biological process: protein phosphorylation; intracellular signal transduction; positive regulation of GTPase activity.